Messenger RNA from Aureobasidium musti, 1461 nucleotides. The record is from the annotation of a GenBank genome assembly. NCBI's taxonomy places the organism in Eukaryota, Fungi, Ascomycota, Dothideomycetes, Dothideales, Saccotheciaceae.
AUGGACAACUCAACAUACGGUCUUGCCAAAUUUUUGGUUCCUCGCAUCCCGUCGUUCACGAAGACGGCCGUUGCUCACUCCUUAUCGCUAUCUCCAACAUCUUCAAAAUGGGACCUUAGGACUGAAAUGACUGUUGCAUUCUUACGCUCCCUCAUGAAUGGCGGCCCUUCGCCAGUUGGAAAGACGCAAGCUCAGACACUGCAGGAUCCCGGUGUCAAGGGUAAGGUCUGGACAGCCAAAGUCACUAUCCCGGCUCCCGAGGACGAAAGCAUCAGAGAUGCAACCUUUACCGCUAUCGCAGACCUUGGAGACGGCAAUGAGACGUACACAAAGCCAGGACUUUCCGCAAUCGACGCUGAGUGGACAGGCUUCCGACCUGGUGCUGGUGCUGAAGAGCCUUUACCGAACAUUUCAGAGCAGGAGAAGUACAAGAAUCUAAUGAAUGAGUCGAUCAAAACAAGCAAGACGACAAUUCUUUAUCUUCAUGGCGGAGCCUACUACAUGUGCGGAUUUGGCACUCACAGACUGCAAGUCUCGAAACUUGCAAAGGCUUGCAACGGAAGAGCAUUCAAUGUUGCCUACCGCCUUGCGCCGCAGGCUGCUUUCCCUUCACAACUACUGGAUGCACUAAAUGCAUAUCUUUAUUUGUUGUAUCCACCUCCAGGAUCUUUGCAUGAACCGGUCUCAGCUAGCGACAUUGUUUUUGCUGGCGACUCGGCAGGUGGCAACUUGGUUUUUGCGCUCCUUCAACUCUUGUUGCAACUUCACCGUACCAAGCCAGAAAGUGCAAAGAACCCCACUGUCAGAUACCAUGGAAAGACUGUUGAGGUCCCCCUUCCUGCUGGCGCAUCAGCCAACUCUGGUUGGUUUGACAUCACCAGAUCGAUGCCUUCGCUAGUGCAUAAUGCAAAGUACGACUACCUUCCGCCAGCAGACCAUGAUGAUGCCUUGGGACGGUUCCCAAAGGACGACGUCUGGCCCACCACACCGCCUAGAGGUGACUUGUUCUGCGACCUGAGUAUGAUGUGUCACCCUCUCGUGUCACCACUUGCAGCCAAAGACUGGAGCAAUGCACCACCACUUUGGAUCGAAACAGGAGAAGAACUUCUCACGGAUGAAGAUUUGGUGGUCGCCGUUAGAGCAGCCACUCAAGGCGUAAAGGUGCAUUUUGAGCAGUACGAGGCAAUGCCUCACUGUUUUGCUAUGCUCUUACCUACACUCGCUACCAGCAAGCGUUGUAUCGAGUCAUGGGGCACCUUCUGCCGGAAAUGUGCUGAAGGCACUGUGGAGACAAGUGGUACUUGGAUCGCAGCAAAGACGGGACUCGAGAAAGAGGUGGAUGUGACAAAGGUCACCGAAUUGACUGUCGAUGAUGCUAUCAAGAGGAUGAGAGAUGCCCAAAGAAGACGGUACGCUGGCUACGAGAAAGAGGGCAAAUCAAUGCCCAACCCGAGCUUGUAA